UUAGGAGUUCUUUUCUUUUGCCUCAUCCAUACCAUCAGAAACACCAGCCAUGCUCCACGAAAACAUCAUUUAUUCUUAUCAUGCUCAAUAGUCUAUAUGAUACUUUUCCUCAUUCAUCGGAUCCUCAUCCGAUAUCUCAUCAUUUCCCCCGUACAUUUCGACUCCCCCCUACUCCAUCACACAUUCCGGAACACCCGACCUCCUAAACUCGCUUUGAUUCCCUCGAACUUCACUUCACUCGUUGCUGCCAACGUAUCUCGUCCAGCUCUCAUCCAGUCCUGCAUGCAAUUGUCAAAUACUAUACGGUAAAGCUAGUACCGGAUCAAGCUUCUGCAUAGCCAGUAACAGAUCAGCACAUGAAACGACGAGUCAAGCUUCCAGGUGCCCAAGGCACGCGUGCUUGGGAAUAAGCUCAAGCAGACAUACAUGCCUCGUAGAACAAGCUGGCAACCAUACAGAGCCUAGCCUUGAACGGCCCCAAGUUCAACGCCAUCUUCCUCGAGGACAGUCAUCAACUCUGGCAAGAGUGAUUGCCUCUUGAAUCCACGACCCGGAAAACUGCAGUUGCGAGGCCCUUCGACUAGCCGUCUGGCUUGGCCAGGCCCUUUUUUCAUAACAGGGCCUCGUCUUUCCUCCUGAAAAAGGAAGUGUGGCGCCUUAAAGGCCAAGGAGGUCCCUAUCGGCCUAUGAGCCCGGACAUGUUCGAGAGCAAUGACUAUUUGCGCUUCGACCUGGAGCAUCCUAGACAGGCAGCCUUUGUCCGAGUCUCCGUCGAGGAUAACGUGGCCAAGACUGGAACUGCAUUUAAGUUCGCCUGCGUGGAGUUUCGAGACUCGACCUCAGCGAAGAAAUACGUCGCCAACAUCAAGCUCAAACGGUCUUGAGUUGUCGACGCAACUGGCCGAUUCUUCGACAUCAAAGCUGUGCUGGUCCCUACAAAGUACAACAGCCGUGAGAAGAUGCAGAAAGGCGUCGCUGUAUCGUUGCAAGCAUGAAGAAAAGUCGGGAGCGUUUCGGCGCGAUGAGCCGAACAGACCUCAAGCAGAAACAAAUCGAUAACACCCGCCAGUGGAAGCAGACAAGAUCUUUAACCAUGGAAAUGUUUGAGAAGAAUGGUUAUCUUCGGGUUGGUCUGGAAUAUCCACGGCAGGCUGUCAAUAUCCAAACCAAGAACGGUUGUACUUGGUUGGGAUCAGCACAGACUGUCGUGGGUGUCCCACAUCAAAGCACAUUAGCCGUGAAAAGAUGGAAGAGGGUAUCGACAAGGUUGCGGUCGAAAUGAAAGGGGUGCCGGGGGGGUGGGGCCACAAAGAGUCCUGAACCAUGGACAUGUUAGAUCCACCAUCGCAACUGCUGCCAACCUCGUCGACGUGGGAGUAAGGGGUAUGAGGGAUCCUGAACGCUGGACAUGUUCGAGGCGAAAGACUAUCUUCGUUUCGACCUGGAGAACCCAUGGUAGGCAGUCAUUAUCCCCAACCA
This is a messenger RNA of Fusarium odoratissimum NRRL 54006, 1479 nucleotides long. RefSeq lists its product as uncharacterized. The transcript has 4 exons. The record is from RefSeq and is a predicted model, not a curated record. Bases 712 to 1059 code for a protein of 115 amino acids. NCBI's taxonomy places the organism in Eukaryota, Fungi, Ascomycota, Sordariomycetes, Hypocreales, Nectriaceae.